This is a messenger RNA of Limanda limanda (common dab), 1059 nucleotides long. RefSeq lists its product as uncharacterized. Lineage: Eukaryota; Metazoa; Chordata; Actinopteri; Pleuronectiformes; Pleuronectidae. The transcript has 12 exons. Bases 1 to 873 code for a protein of 290 amino acids. The record is from RefSeq and is a predicted model, not a curated record.
AUGAGUAUUUCCCGGGCUGGACCCACCCUGACCAGACCCCAGGUGCCUGCUGACCACCGCCCUGUGGGCGAUGCACUGGCUCAUCCCCCGCUGCUGCUCACUGGCGGCGCACAGGGCUGGAGGCAGACACUGCCAGAGGAUCAGCAUGAGUGGUUGGGACGGGCUCUGUUUACCGCCGGCACCGGCAAGCAUCCAUUCCUCACCAGCGAGCUUCGCCUCUGGUGGACCCCUCCGGGAGCCCGGCUCCUCUACACCCAGAUACCCUCCAUCCACACGUUCUUCCAGCGCCGGUUUUUGCUGUGGGCGCCCUACAGGAUGUGGGCCUACAAGCUGUCCUGCCCAAACUGCAAGCGGCAGCUGACCGGCGCUGGACUGGUACCUGGAAUGCGGCGGCUGCAAGAGGAAGUUCGCAGCAUGGAGCCAAGGCAUUAUGAGGCAGCUGGACCUGGCUCACCAGGCACAGUUUCCAGCUGUGCUCAGUUACAAAGUCUCCAGGCGCAGAAGUCUGACAAUCAGCAAAUGAAAACAAAACUACGCCGCCUGGAGGACUUGAUUGCCGAAAGAGAGAAGCAGAUAAAAGAACUGCUGGAUCCCACCAAAGGAUCUGAGUAUACUCGCAGUUUGGUGGAUAAGAAAGGAGAGGGCAGUGUGGUUCUUAACGACCUGAAGCAGAGAAUUCUGAAGCUGGAGCAGCAGUGUAGAGAGAAAGAAAAUGCCCUGAGUAAACUGCAAAGUGACCCGAGGACCACCAACCUGGAGGAGCAGAGGAUCACAGUAGAAACCUACUUUAAAGAGGCUUUACUGUCGGCACAGGUCAACACAGAGACAAGGAGGACAUGUACGAUGAGAUUAUUCGCCUCAAGAAGCAAAUGAAAACAAAACCACGCCGCCUGGAGGAAUUGAUUGCCGAAAGAGAGAAGCAGAUAAAAGAACUGCUGGAUCCCACCAAAGGAUCUGAGUAUACUCGCAGUUUGGUGGAUAAGAAAGGAGAGGGCAGUGUGGUUCUUAACGACCUGAAGCAGAGAAUUCUGAAGCUGGAGCAGCAGUGUAGAGAGAAAG